Molecule: messenger RNA, 2834 nt
Organism: Drosophila arizonae
Lineage: Eukaryota; Metazoa; Arthropoda; Insecta; Diptera; Drosophilidae
Gene: Ulp1
Product: SUMO specific peptidase Ulp1
Biological process (GO): protein desumoylation; proteolysis
Cellular component (GO): nucleus
Molecular function (GO): deSUMOylase activity
Source: RefSeq, a predicted model, not a curated record
GUCAGCACGCUUAGUUUUAGGAGAUUAGAUUUUUAAUUUUGGAAAAACUGUAAACUUUAUAUGCCUUUUCAAAUUUCUCGUAUAUAAACUCUAAACAAGAGCAUUCAGUCUAUAGCUGUGCACACUUUAGUAGGUGUGCGCAAAUCAACCAACCAAUAUACUACCUAGUCAAGUAAUUGUGGCGGCCAGUGGAGCCAACUGUAAUCCUGGGCUGGCGCUGUCAUUCAACGGUGUUGGGCUCCCGAUCUAUUCGAAUACUGCAUCGAUGACAAAUGGCCCUGAAUUUUCGCCUUCAAACAACACCAUAAUUACAUCAAUCUACAAUUCUACAUCGCGAAGUCAACAGGAACAGCUAUUAAACGCAACUGACUUGGAACAAGAGGCAUUUGCAUCAACUAGCAACGUAACGGAGACGAAGCCGGAAUCGGAUCCGCGCUUGGCAGUCAUACAGCGUGCACUUGACAUAAUUGUGGAGACCUGCCGGGGUCGACAUUUGAACAGUCUUUGGGCCGUUCUGCUGUUACUGACUAAACUGAACGAUGUACGCGAUUAUCUGGUGACUUCCAUUAGAACUGAGCCAGCGACUGCAUACGAAACGUCUGUAUUGCUGAAUGAGAUCGAUUUGAAAAUAAAAACCCUAUCGACCAAAAUCGAAAAAGUCAGAGGCGGACCCAAUCCACAUCUCGAUCCGAUGGGCUUUGAUAUAAUUAACUGGAUACGUCACUGGUUGCCAAGCGGCGGCCGCAAUUCGAAGAACAGCAAGGAGCCACCCAAUACUCCAGCUGAAGACAGCGAACGUAGUCGCAAACGAUCUUACCCAAGCUUGGCUGGCGAGGGUGAAACUCUACAGUUGAUCAAAUAUCGCCGCGUGGAUAACACAUUUCCUAAAUAUAUGCCGAAUGACGUUGAUAAUUUUUGCCGUAUGGCAAACCCAACCCAGCGCAAGGAGCCAGAGAACAACAACAGCAAUCGCAAUGCCUUCCAGUCGCAGCCGAAGCGCCUCUCGAUAUUUAACACGCCGCCAACACGGCAAGUGAAUGUCCGCAACACACAGCCCACUUCGCCGAUAGAUCUGUCCGACUCGGACGAUCAGCAGCAUAAUGAGAGUAACUUGUAUCAAACGUUCGCUGAUCGUCUGGGCACAAGUGGUCAGCCGGCGGCGCGUCAGAAUGAGUUUGGACGCAUCUCGUCAGCUAGACGUAACAACUUGCUCUACUCCGACGCCUUGCGUUUCGGCACAAACGGUUUUUCGACCAACAUCAACUACCAGCGUCCCUCUAGUAGCCUCGCGUCGUCCGAGGCGCGCCUAAAUGGGCACAGCAGCAAUAUGUUUGAGUCGGGAGGUCCUGGAAAAGAUUCCAUAUUGGCGCUAGAGGAACAGCGCAAUGAGCACAAUCAGUAUGUCAAUCUGAUCAAUAAUUUAACACUUCAUGAUCGCGAAUAUGCACGGCGUGCCGCCGCUGCACGCGAAAAGGAGAAGCCACCGCCGCCGCCGCCGUUGCGUCCGAUUAGCCUUAAUAACACUGACUGGAUGCGCGCCUAUAUUAAGAACAAGGCCGAGCACGGUGUGGCUGGACGCUCCGAAUAUGCUAAGCUCUUAAAUUUCAAUUCGAAAGCGGAUGCAGUUAAGUCAGCCGACCCACUAAGCACAAAAGUGCCGGCAAUUCCCAUUCAGGGCUACUUGAAGAGCGACAACACUGACAACAGCACAAAUGUCGAAAAGCCGUCAAUCCCGAGUAUCGUAGAUGACGUCCCCGGGCAACUAUCGGAAAAUUCGAAACAGAUUUCGCAGCCGCAGCCGUCAUCGUCUAAAGAGUUAGCAAUGCCACGCACUAAAGCACUGCAGUUUCGCAUCAGCAAGUCGAUCUAUUUCGACGACAACUAUGGUAAUGUAUUUAGCCAGAAGUGUACCAAGACACAGGAGGAGGUGAAUCGCACUAAGAACCUGGUGAUUCAGGAAGCUGAGAGGCGAACUGAGGAACGUCGCGCAUUUGAACAAGGGCUGCGUGAGAGCCUGGCCAAGCGACGCUUUGUCGGCCACACAUUAUUUGUGUUGGAAAAUUAUUCGGUCGAGGAGGAUAGCAAACCGGAGUUUAUUCCAUGGACCGAUGCCCAUCAGCAGCGCUAUAAUGAGCUAAUAUUCGGCAAGCCCGACCAGGUACUUAUUUCGAAGUUCAGCCUCAGCAUUACUCGCAACGAUAUUCGCACACUGUCUGGCAGUUCCUGGCUGAACGAUGAAGUUAUCAACUUCUAUAUGAAUCUAUUAACUGAUCGCUCCCAGCGUAAUGAGGGCAAGCUGCCCAGCGUGUAUGCCAUGAAUACGUUCUUUGUGCCACGCCUAUUGCAAGGCGGCUACGGCAAUGUGAAGCGCUGGACUCGCAAGGUUGAUAUAUUCAGCAAGGAUAUUAUUCCGGUGCCGGUGCAUGUCAGCAACGUCCAUUGGUGCAUGGCCAUUAUACACAUGAAAAAUAAGACCAUACGCUAUUAUGAUUCUAUGGGUAAACCAAAUUCGGAGGUGUUGAGCGCCCUGGAGAACUACUUGCUGGAGGAGUCGCUGGACAAGCGCAAGAAGCCAUUCGAUACUAGCGACUUUAUUAUCGAAAAUGUCCAAAAUGUGCCCCAUCAGACCAAUGGCAGUGACUGCGGUGUCUUCAGCUGUAUGUUCGCUGAGUAUAUAACACGCAAUAAGUCGCUCACGUUCUCCCAGGAGCACAUGGAGUACUUCCGCAAGAAGAUGGCCCUCGAGAUUUGUGGCGGAGAGCUCUGGAAUUAGGUAGCUUCAUAUGCCCAGCAAGUAGUAUACAUCAUUAUCAUUAAUUAAGUACAUCAAAUCC